Molecule: messenger RNA, 267 nt
Organism: Macrosiphum euphorbiae (potato aphid)
Lineage: Eukaryota; Metazoa; Arthropoda; Insecta; Hemiptera; Aphididae
Source: the annotation of a GenBank genome assembly
AUGACUCAAUCCAUAGACCUAACCUAUUAUAAAUCUAAUGAGAGGAUUCAACUUCCCAAAGAAGUAGUAAGACUAGCCACCCUAAAAUAUACAGAGAUUAAAAUGAAAACGGAAAAUAGAGCCUUAGAACCGAUCAGGGUAAAUACGAGACUAAGACAAGUAGAUGCACUUUCACCAGUGCUCGAGAAAGUUGUUAGGGAAUCAAAUAUCACUGCAUGUAUCCUGUUAGCGCAGUCGCCGCAGACCACUGUUGAAGAUUCAACUUGA